Molecule: messenger RNA, 579 nt
Organism: Theileria parva strain Muguga
Lineage: Eukaryota; Apicomplexa; Aconoidasida; Piroplasmida; Theileriidae
Exons: 2
Coding region: 3-425 (140 amino acids)
Source: RefSeq, a predicted model, not a curated record
AAAUGGUUUCCAAAUUAAGUAAUAAAUAUUUAAUCUUGUUCAUGUUCUUCAAAUUGACCUUCUCAAGUACUAAACAUUCACAUGAAUACACCACAGAAUUGACCGCCAUUAGCUUUGCUGAAUUGGGUAACCCUAUUCUAACUGCUAUUGAGGUUAUGAAGGGAGGUGCUGACGGUAAGAAGGAAGAGAACUUUGGAGGGGGGAAUCUCGGGGCGUAUUACAACUUCAUGUACCCCGAUAAUACUGACUAUCCUUGGGCAUGUAUUUGUAACGCAGACGAUAUGAAAUUGUGGGAGAAGAAGGAGCAGCCUUACGUCAGAUGCCGUAAUCAGGAAGAUCUUUCUUUGCAAGACAUUCAGGCUAACUGUGACCCGUCAAAUGUUGCAGCCAAACAGGAUUUAUGGAAAGGGUUUUAUUUUCUUUAAAAUUAUCUCAAUAUUGACCACAACACAGCUCCUUUCACAAAUAAAUGAUAAAUUAGGUGGAUUUUAAUACUUUAAAUAGGAAUAAUUAAUAUUAAUGAAAAAAUUAAACUGUACUCAAAAGGAUUUAAUAUAUUAAUAUGGUGUUAAUAAAUAA